Osmia bicornis bicornis is the source of this 1217-nucleotide messenger RNA. It is a transcript of the gene Fdx1, whose product is annotated as adrenodoxin-like protein 1, mitochondrial. Bases 106 to 603 code for a protein of 165 amino acids. The transcript is spliced from 4 exons. Gene Ontology annotation, biological process: P450-containing electron transport chain; positive regulation of oxidoreductase activity. NCBI's taxonomy places the organism in Eukaryota, Metazoa, Arthropoda, Insecta, Hymenoptera, Megachilidae. The record is from RefSeq and is a predicted model, not a curated record. Gene Ontology annotation, molecular function: 2 iron, 2 sulfur cluster binding. Gene Ontology annotation, cellular component: mitochondrion.
UUUGACCUUUCUCUGCUGCAAUCAAUGAAGGUAGAGAUUUAUUUGUAACAUGUGGCCUGCGUUAUCGUAGCAUUGGGAAGAUAAAAAUCAGAAAGACGUCAAAAAAUGGCAUUUAUUUGGAGGCACAUGAUAAAAAGGUCAUUACUGCCACUCAAUCAGUCAAUAAUGAUACCAAAUCUUGACAUUCAUACCUCAAAAUAUAACUUUCAUGGGGAGUACGAAAUGCAGGAUCCCAAGUCAGAGGCUGAUAUAGUAAAUGUGACUUUUAUUGACAAAACAGGGAAAAGAAUUCCUGUGAAAGGAAAAGUGGGUGAUAAUGUUUUGUAUCUAGCUCAUAGAUAUGGAAUUGAAAUGGAAGGUGCUUGUGAAGCAUCUCUAGCUUGCACUACCUGCCAUGUAUAUGUGCACUUUGAUUAUACGGACAAACUUCCUUUAGCUGAAGAGAAAGAGGAAGAUUUAUUAGAUUUAGCACCAUUUUUGAAAGAGAAUUCAAGAUUAGGAUGUCAAAUUAUAUUAACUAAAGAAUUGGAUGGUAUAGAGUUAGAAUUGCCACAAGCAACAAGGAAUUUCUAUGUAGAUGGUCAUGCACCAGCUGCACAUUAACAUUUUAUAAAAUCUACAUCAAAAAAUGAAUUAAGGAUGUAGAGUGACGUUUAUUCAUAGAAGACUUCAGUCAGCAGUAAAUCAACGUUGAAAUUUGGUUAUUUUUUUAAAAAAGCCGCCAGAAGUAUGUAGCACCACCUAGCGUAAGGGACGAAAAUGAGCUUUCUGUUUUUCCCUGCAAGGGGCGCAAAAAUUAUAUUUUUAAUUCUUCUAUUACCACCAGAGGGCAAUAAUAUAUUUAAAAAAAGCGCGAAGUUUAAAUAAAUUUUCAACUCGUUUCUUCAUGUAGAUUUACCCCAAAUCCUUGUAUAGUUAAUAAAAUUGUAAACUUAUGUUUUAUUAAAUAUAAAAACUAGAUAUGUAUAAUAUGGAUCAAAUGUUACACCACAUAUGUAGUUAUAGUCUUCAAUUUAAAAAAACAUUUUCCGAAAGUAUUUUACUGUAUUUCAUAAACAUUUGGAACAACAAACUUGAUUUAUAUGAUAUUUUGUCAUGGUACAAUAUAUUUAUUUCUUAUACAUUUAGAUUAUGAUACAUAUCUUUUAAUUACAAUGAUACAAGAUUUAAACAUUUAUGAUAUAAUGAAUCUGUGAAUUAAAAUUGUAUUUGUUAGC